CAGUUUUCAAGCUUAUUAAUGGCCAUUACUGUCAUUUCAGUACAACUAUCACCGGAGCAACAAAAAGUUCUCGAUAGUUUGAAUCCGAGGCAAAGAAGGAUAUAUGAUGCUACGCCAGGAAAAGUUGAUUUUCUAGAAGGAAUUUUAGAAGAUCGUAAAAAAUCGGAAGUCGGAUGGGAACUAAUGUCUCUUUCAAUUUACACAAUAACCACUAUUGUUGUUACUUUUGUAAAUGCACGAUAUUUUAAUAGUGAAGAUUCAACAAAAACCUUUGUCAUAAUUAUAAAUAGUGUUUACUACGGAAUCAAGUCAAUUAUUGUGGGAAUAAAGAAUUGUUAUUGCGAUUUUAUUGGGAAUUUUCGUCGUAUCACCAACAAUCACAAAUUCUUUCGUAAAUGUUGGGCUGGAGAUGUCGAAGUUCGCCAUUCUAUUGAUUGGUCGCUAAUCCAAAGAUUCGGACAUUAUUGA
Messenger RNA from Funneliformis caledonium, 468 nucleotides. Lineage: Eukaryota; Fungi; Glomeromycota; Glomeromycetes; Glomerales; Glomeraceae. The record is from the annotation of a GenBank genome assembly.